Molecule: messenger RNA, 2241 nt
Organism: Octopus bimaculoides (California two-spot octopus)
Lineage: Eukaryota; Metazoa; Mollusca; Cephalopoda; Octopoda; Octopodidae
Product: acyl-coenzyme A amino acid N-acyltransferase 1
Biological process (GO): acyl-CoA metabolic process; fatty acid metabolic process
Molecular function (GO): fatty acyl-CoA hydrolase activity
Source: RefSeq, a predicted model, not a curated record
ACAUGUCUCCCCUUCCUCCUACUCUCACACCUAACUCACAAACAAUGUUUAUAUCCCAGAAACGAAAUUUGGAAGGUUCAUUCAGUGUCUUAACUACAUGAACUGUUAAAUGAGAAUUUAUUAAAUCAGAGUCCUGCAAGUAUACACUGACCGAGAAAGAUGAUCCUCCAUCCAUCCUACCAACUACUCUCUGCUCUACGUCACACACCCAGCUACCCAACAGUCUUACCCAGAGUGCUAGUUUCAACCCGCUGCCCAGUUUCGGUAACAGUGAAUCCAGAAAAUGGUUUGGUUGAUGAGCAAUUGUCUGUGAGUGUUUCUGGUUUGAAACCUGAAGAAAAUGUCACAGUCAGUGCCACAAUGGAACAGAGCUCAAAGAAAAGAGAAUCCGUUUUCAGGUCUUUCGGACAUUUCAAAACUUCAGUUGACGGAUGUGUUAAUCUGGUCACUGAUCCAUGUUUAGCGGGAACUUACACUGGAAUUGAUCCCAUGGGAUUAUUUUGGAGUAUGACUCAAGUAGUUGGAAAACAUGGUAGAAUUAAUACUGAUGAUGCCACCAAAUCUUUGGAUUGCACUGUGAUGGUCCACCCUGGUCAUAUCUCGCAGCAUUCUGAGUUUACUUCUGAUAUAAAACCAUUAGCAACCAAAUUAGUUCAACGAUCGUUUAUGAGAUCUGGUGUCCGCAAAAUCACAGUUAACCAUGGAAGACUUCGGGGUAGUUUAUUCAUACCAAGUGAUGAAACAUCCAACAGACAACGACGACGAUAUCCUGCUGUGAUAGAUCUGUUUGGUAGCACUGGUUCUUUGAUAGAAUCCAGAGGUGCUUUGUUAGCGUCCCAUGGAUUUAUAGCUUUAAGUUUGGCCUAUUUUGCUUAUAAAGACUUACCUUCAGUCGUCACAGAAGUUGAUUUUGAAUAUUUCGAAGAGGCUAUUGAAUGGCUUAUUAACCAUGAGCAAGUUUCCAGUGAGAAUGGUAUAGGUGUUUUAGGGCUAUCUCUAGGAGGGGUAAUAGCUGUAUACAUGGCCAAAGAGUGUCCGCAAGUAAGCGCUGUUAUAAGUAUUAAUGGCCUCCCAAACUUCUUUAUAUUUGGCAUCCGCCAUAACGGUAAACAGGUGCCAUAUCACUCUUCAAUGGUCUAUGGCCUUACUGUAAUGAAGGAUGAUGGAUUUAUAAGUACAAAUUGGAAAAUAGAGGAAUCUAAGUCGUUUUAUUUAGACGAGAGUUCCCGUAGUAAAGUAUUGCUUUUAGUUGGUGGUGAUGACAACUUAUAUCACACUUGUGACUAUUACCUCUGGCACAACAACUUAACUCCAGCGAAAAGAAAAGAUGUUGAAUUAAUUAUAUACGAAGGUGCUGGUCACGUCUUGGAACCUCCAUACACGCCAUUGUUUAACAGUAUUUAUCAUCCGAAAAUGGGGCAGACAUUUAUUUAUGGUGGUUACCCUCAACAACAUGCUGAGGCACAAGAAAAGUCCUGGUUAAAGAUUAAGGAAUUUUUUACCGAAAAUCUAUAAAAAUUUUGACUGUGAUUGUUAUAUCAGUGUGCAAUGCAUCAAAUAUUUACUGAUUGCACCUGUCAGCUUGUUGCAGGGAAUGAGGUAAUCAUUUGAUCACCAUAAAUGAAUUAUUUGUGCAGGUUGACCAGCAAGAAAUUGCAGAAGCGUCCUUCUCAGACCGGAAACACUACCAAUAUAUAAGAGACAAGAAUACUAAUGAUGGUUGUUUGCAUUAUAAAAGUAGGGGUGGCCACAGAUGAGUCGGUAUCAGUCGGGUUAACCCAUUAGCCUUUAAAUUGGUGAUAUCUGACCAAAAUAUUCUACAUGUUUUAUAUUCAAACUGUCACGUUUAGCUUCUCACACCUGCCCUACAAUGUCAUUCUAAAUUAAAACAAUCACAUUUUUGAAAUCUGAAAGCUAUGAGAUAAUGCAUGAUUAAUUGAAAACAAGGCCAGAUCCAGCCUCUCAUACCUACCCUACAAUGACAUUCUAAAACUAAACAAUCACGUUAUUGAAAUCUAAAAGCCAUGAGAUAAUGCAUCAUUGACUCAAAAGAAUGUGAAUUAAUAAGCAUCACAUUUAGCAAUAAUCUGAAUGCUAAAGAGUUAAUGUCUAUAGUUGUGAUAAUGAUAAUGUUUGUGAUGAUGCUGAUGAUGAUGGUGUGAUAAAUAUGCUAAUAAUGUUUCUGAGGAUGAUAAUAUUUGUAAUGUUGGCAUUGAAAUAAAAAGAUGUUUAUGUUAUUAA